Molecule: messenger RNA, 1103 nt
Organism: Lotus japonicus
Lineage: Eukaryota; Viridiplantae; Streptophyta; Magnoliopsida; Fabales; Fabaceae
Exons: 2
Coding region: 171-758 (195 amino acids)
Biological process (GO): positive regulation of DNA-templated transcription
Cellular component (GO): SWI/SNF complex
Source: RefSeq, a predicted model, not a curated record
UCAGCCUUUUAAUCUCCUCCCAACAGAUUUGAGAGUGCACUUGUGAAGCAAAGUAGGAGGACAAAGGACAGUCUUUUUUAUCCAACCCUUUAUGCUUUGAAUCUGAAAAGAAAAGAUGUCAAACUUUUCAACUGCAUUAAGUAUGUAUGCGUGUAUCCUGUCGUUAAACUAUGUGCUAUGAAGCAGAAGAGGAUGAUAGGAUCCUUGAUUCUGACACCACUGGCCAAGUGCUUUCAAGGUCCCAGCAGUGGGAUAAUAAUAUUGCUGCUAAAAUUGCUGAGUUUACAGCAACUUUUGAGAAACAAGCACUUGCCUUCAACAUAAUAUCCCAAAAGAGAAACUUGGGUGAAUUCCGGUCUGAGGAGAGAUUGAUGAUUGAACAGGCACUUCUCCAAGAAGAAAAGCGAGCUCUGAUGGCCGGUCGUGAAGCACAUGAGGCUAAACUUCGGAUGGCAGCAAUGUAUCAAGCUGAGCAGGCCCGGGCAGAAUCACACUCUCAUGCUGAAAUGAUGUCGCGAGCCCCCAUAAGAGGGAGUGCACUUGGGUCCCAAGGCAGUGGUGAUAUGAUGGGCCAUGACAUGGGAGAGCAGGAUCAGGGAGGUAACCCAGGUGAUAUGAUGAAUGGAUGGGGGAACAAUGCACAGAGAGAAGAGAAGGAGCCAUCUGAGGAUUUCUUGAAUGAUGAAGCUGAGAAUGGAGACACAGGCACACAGGAUGGUUGGCGUGAAGUUGGUGAAUUUGAUUUGAAUGCUAGGUGAUUCUCCAUAGUGACUGUAUAAAACUUUUAAGGGAGAGUUUGAAUUAUGUUAAGAGAUCAAUAUCCGUUUUAAAAGAAUCAUUGUCCUUGGUAUCUUCAAGUUACCUAUCUUAAGAUUACUUUCUCGAUCAAUAUCCAUUCACAGGGGGGAAGGAAAACUAUUGAACCAGUCAAAUGUUGAAUUGGAUGAAUGUUCAGUUUAUGCUCCUAGAUUAGUGUAGUGCACAUGAUUGGAUUAUUAGCUCCAAUGGAGUGUUAUAUAAGCAUACAAAUUAAGUCCAAUAUGUAUAGGAAACUUUGGUUUCAAAAAAAAAACUAUGUGCUAUGAUAAUAUACAGUUUAGCUA